Molecule: messenger RNA, 2496 nt
Organism: Paramuricea clavata
Lineage: Eukaryota; Metazoa; Cnidaria; Anthozoa; Malacalcyonacea; Plexauridae
Source: the annotation of a GenBank genome assembly
AUGCCUUAUGGAGUAAAAGUCCUAUUUGAUGACCCACGAGUAGGGAAACUUUUUAAAGACUCAACAACACAAGCAAUUUUAAUAAAACCAGUUACUGUUGACUUUUUUGGCAAAGAAGGAAUUCAGAUUCAGAGAACUCAAAUACCACUUAUGCCAUCAUGGGCAGUAACAAUUCACAAAAGCCAAGGAAUGACUGUUUCUAAUGUUGUAAUCAAUUUGGGACCCAAAUGCAAUAAACCUGGACAGGCAUAUGUAGCAUUAAGUCGUGUACAAUCUUUACGUGGUCUUGCACUAACAGAAUUCACUGAAAAGUCUAUAAAAGUUUCAAGAAAGGUUACUCAGGAAAUGCAACGACUAUUAAACCUAACAAGAGACACACAACUGCCAGAUAAUUAAUUAGCCUUUCUCACAAAGGUCUAAAUUACAGUAUAUAUCUGCCAUUUUUAGGAUCACUAUUUUAUAAACAACGUGAAAAAUCUAAGGGAUGUGAAAAUAAUUUUUCAAAUAUUUAACUGUAAAUCGAUUUAUAAUCAUUAUGUAUACAGUACUAUAGUUAUAGAAAGUUUCAUUUUCACAGCUUACUAUUGUGACUACCUUUUUACAAAAAGGUUGCCACCCAAAAAUGUCCGUGUGAGAAAGGCUAAAAAGUUAACAUUUUCUUAUUUUCUUUUAAGAUGUCAUUUCAAACUGUCUCUGACCUGAAAAACCUUCCAUCAUCUGAUGAAAAAGCAAUUAUAACAAAACCGAUUAAAGUUAAAGUUAUUGUGGAUCCAGUGUACCAUCAUGAUGAUAAUCCAACCACACCAAAUGUCAUUGUCAUGAGUAUUGUUGCUGAUGAUUCAGGCACAAUCAAAUGUCACAUUUCAAACGAAAAAGACAUUGUCAAAAAAUUCUUUCAGAAAAACGCAUCAAUUGUUAUUUCGAAGUGCACCAUAACCACUUGUGAUGAAGAGCCUCAAUUGAACAUCAACAUGCAAUCAAGCAUCUUCCUUAUUCCAACAUUCAACUUGAAACAAAACUUACCACUACCACUCCUACCAUCCUUCCCAACCAUCAAAUUGACCCCAAUAGCAGAGGCAUUGAAACUUCCUAGAAAACGACAAAUAUCCAUUGAGGGAAAAAUUACAAAGGUAUGUAUGAGUGAUUGCAUUUGCCAAAAAAAGCUAUUAGUAUUCACUUUCUAUAUAGCUCCUAAGAAGAAUAAAUUGCUGCAUAUAUUUACUCUAUUCCCUAAAGUAGAAAAGUUUGCUAGUAAUACAGUAUUUUAUAUGUCUCUAAUUUAAAAACUGUUUCUUAGAUGGUGAGUACAUACAGUACUAUAUGAUCCAACCCUGUCUGUGAAACCCUUACUUGCUAUAAAAGUGUAAUUAUAAUAGUCUGUAACAACUAUAUAGUGUGUUUUAAUUCUACCUCUACUAUGUACUGUAGAUUGAACCACCAAUAAAGGUAAAAAAUAACUCGAUAGACCUCAAGAAAGUGUUCUUGAAAGACACAACUGGGAUGAUGCAAGUAUCUCUCUGGAAAGACAAGGCAUCCCUACCACUUUCCCAAGGAGACGUUAUCUCAUUUACUGGACUACAGACAUCAAUGUUCCAGAAUAGACCAAUGGCAUCUUCAACAACUCACACUCAAGUGAAGGUAAAUGAAAAAUUAUAAUAGCUGAAAAAACAGAUCCGAAUUCUUCAGUAGCAUGAGAAAUAUUUCACUGUUAUCUAGAACAAUACACCCUUUUGAUAAUUACAUCAUUUGACCUGGUAGCCUAGCUCUCAUGAAUCAUGAGCCAAUCACCUUGCAUAAUUUACUGAUGAGAGCGAGGCUCAAAGACCAAAAAAUAUGUGCGACAUAAUUAUCGAAAGGGUGUAUUAAUCUCAUCUUUUUUUGUGUGAUUUACAAAAUCCAAAUAUAUUCUAUAAAAAUUAAAUAAGUCACAUAAAUUGAAAGUCUGACAUAGCUUAUUGCAUAAAAUUAAAUAUGCAAAAGCUUCUUUUUCCAUCUUAUGAGCAAUAUACAUAUAACGUCUGUAAUCCACAUUACUGUUAUGCUCUAUUUGCCAUAUUACACAUACCUUUUCUGUACUUGCUUGAAUAGGUGUCUGAAAACCAGGACUUGAUCCUCAUUGACACUGAUGAUGAAUAUGAUCAACUCUACAAAGAUGGAACCAUCAUUGGCAUUCAAAAUGUUAUUUGCUACAACAGCUGCAGUAACAAACAAUGCAGGAACAAAAAGCUCGAUUCCACCAACCAGUGCCCGCGUUGUUCGAAAAUUUAUCCUGAUGACAAAUUGCAAAAAGCAUACGUGAGUAAUCUCUGCCUUCAGACUGAAGAAGACUUAAAGUCUGUCACAGUGUUCCAAAAAGUAUUCAUCCAACUUUUCACCAUUGAUGAAAAUGAAAACCGCCAAGCUGAAGACUUGACAGCUGCGCUGCUACAAAAACUACCAAUCUCCCUAAAAUACAAGGAGAACGAUGAUAUUAUUCAAGAGAUCAUUCUUCUCUAA